AUGGGGAACGUUUUUGAAAAGCUGUUUAAAAGUCUGUUUGGGAAAAAAGAGAUGCGGAUUCUUAUGGUGGGUUUGGAUGCAGCUGGAAAAACCACCAUCCUGUAUAAACUGAAGCUGGGAGAGAUUGUGACUACCAUCCCGACAAUAGGUUUCAAUGUGGAGACAGUAGAAUAUAAAAAUAUCAGCUUCACAGUCUGGGAUGUCGGUGGCCAGGACAAAAUCAGACCUUUAUGGCGACAUUAUUUCCAGAACACCCAAGGUAAAAACGAUCAAGUCUUUUGCAUCUCCAGUUCUGACUAUCAGAGAAAGAGGGAGGUGAGAGAGGACCUGCCCAAUGCUAUGAAUGCAGCGGAGAUAACAGACAAGCUCGGCUUACAUUCCCUCCGCCAGAGAAACUGGUACAUUCAGGCUACUUGUGCCACCAGUGGAGAUGGGCUUUACGAAGGCCUGGACUGGCUCUCCAACCAGCUCAAAAACCAGAAGUGA
This is a messenger RNA of Orycteropus afer afer, 486 nucleotides long. NCBI's taxonomy places the organism in Eukaryota, Metazoa, Chordata, Mammalia, Tubulidentata, Orycteropodidae. The record is from RefSeq and is a predicted model, not a curated record.